AACACAGGCAGGGAGACGGUGGGGUGGAGUACAGGAAGCUACUGUCCCCUAACAUCUGAACAUGGGAGAAAUCUAAAAUCGGCAUAAACCACACGGCUUCUUUCUUUAUUCCCAGUACGAACCAGAAGCUGCGGGAGAUUUGUGAUCUUUUUUCCCUUUUUUUCUUCUCCUGACUGGAUUCAUUUUGGAAGAUUAAACCGAUAAAGCGAAAAGAUGUCGAGGGGAGUGAUCCAGCCCAGCCAGCAGAAGCUGGCGGAAAAGCUAACCAUCCUCAACGACCGAGGCAUCGGGAUGUUGACCCGUGUUUACAAUAUCAAAAAGCAAGGACAAGUUUGGAAGGCGUGUGGCGACCCCAAGGCCAAGCCCUCCUAUCUCGUCGAUAAGAACUUGGAGUCUGCGGUUAAAUUCAUCGUCAGGAAGUUCCCGGCUGUGGAGACGCGCAACAACAACCAACAGCUGGCUCAGCUUCAGAAGGAAAAGUCUGAGAUCCUGAAGAACCUGGCGCUCUACUAUUUCACCUUUGUAGAUGUCAUGGAGUUCAAGGACCAUGUGUGUGAGCUGCUCAACACCAUCGACGCCUGCCAGGUCUUCUUCGACAUUACGGUGAACUUUGACCUGACCAAGAACUACCUGGACCUGGUGGUGACCUACACCACCCUGAUGACGAUACUGUCCCGCAUAGAGGAGAGGAAGGCCAUCAUUGGUCUGUACAACUACGCCCACGAGAUGACGCACGGCGCCAGUGACCGGGAGUACCCGAGGUUGGGCCAGAUGAUCGUGGACUACGAGAACCCUUUGAAGAAGUUGAUGGAGGAGUUUGUUCCCCACGGAAAAUCCCUGUCGGAUGCGUUGAUCAGCCUCCAGAUGGUUUACCCCAGGAGGAACCUGUCCGCUGACCAGUGGAGGAACGCCCAGCUGCUGUCCCUCAUCUCUGCUCCCUCCACCAUGCUCAACCCUGCCCAGUCAGACACUAUGCCGUGUGAAUACCUGUCGCUGGACGCCAUGGAGAAGUGGAUUGUUUUCGGGUUCAUCCUGUGCCACGCCGUGCUCAACAGCGACGCCACGGCGUUGUCUUUGUGGAAGGUGGCGCUGCAGAGCUCCACCUGCCUGUGUCUGUUCAGGGACGAGGUGUUCCACAUCCACAAGGCUGCAGAGGAUCUGUUCGUCAACAUCAGAGGGUACAACAAACGCAUAAAUGACAUCAGAGAGUGCAAAGAGCAGGCCCUGUCUCAUGCAGGCUCGAUGCACAGAGAGAGACGCAAGUUCCUCCGAUCGGCUCUGAAGGAGUUGGCCACUGUGUUAGCCGAUCAACCUGGACUACUAGGUCCUAAGGCGUUGUUUGUGUUCAUGGCGUUGUCGUUUGCCCGGGACGAGAUCAUCUGGCUGCUUCGACACGCAGACAACAUCCAGAAGAAAAGCACGGAUGACUUCAUAGACAAACACAUAGCAGAGUUGAUCUUCUACAUGGAGGAGCUCCGAGCUCACGUCAGGAAGUACGGCCCGGUGAUGCAGCGAUACUACGUCCAGUACCUGUCCGGUUUUGACGCCGUGGUGCUGAAUGAACUGGUGCAGAACCUGUCUGUGUGUCCAGAGGACGAGUCCAUAAUCAUGUCUUCAUUUGUCAACACAAUGACCUCCCUCAGUGUCAAACAAGUGGAGGAUGGAGAGGUGUUUGACUUCAGAGGCAUGAGGCUGGACUGGUUCAGACUGCAGGCCUACACCAGCGUCUCUAAAGCCAGUCUCGGCAUAGCCGACCACAAGGAGCUCGGCAAAAUGAUGAACACCAUCAUCUUCCACACCAAGAUGGUGGACUCCUUGGUGGAGAUGCUGGUGGAGACCUCGGACCUGUCCAUCUUCUGCUUCUACAGCCGUGCGUUUGAAAAGAUGUUCCAGCAGUGUUUGGAGCUUCCCUCCCAGAGCAGACACUCCAUCUGCUUCCCUCUGCUCUGCACACACUUCAUGUCCUGUACACAUGAGCUCUGUCCAGAGGAGCGUCACCACAUAGGGGAUCGAAGCCUGUCGUUGUGUAACAUGUUUCUGGAUGAAAUGGCCAAACAGGCCAGAAACCUGAUCACAGACAUCUGCACUGAACAAUGUACACUCAGCGACCAGCUGCUUCCGAAGCAUUGUGCGAAAACCAUCAGCCAGGCGGUGAACAAGAAGAGCAAGAAGGCGACGGGGAAGAAGGGCGAGCCGGAGAGAGAGAAGCCGGGCGUGGAGAGCAUGAGGAAGAACCGGCUGCUGGUCACCAAUCUGGAUAAACUCCACACAGCGCUCUCUGAACUCUGCUUCUCCAUCAACUACGUCCCCAACCUGGCGGUGUGGGAGCACACGUUCACACCCAGAGAGUACCUCACCUCGCACCUGGAGAUCCGGUUCACCAAGUCCAUAGUGGGGAUGACCAUGUACAACCAGGCUACCCAGGAGAUAGCCAAGCCCAGCGAGCUGCUGACCAGCGUGCGGGCCUACAUGACGGUGCUCCAGUCCAUAGAGAACUACGUCACCAUCGACAUCACCCGGGUCUUUAACAACGUCCUCCUGCAGCAGACGCAGCACCUGGACAGCCACGGGGAACCCACCAUCACCAGUCUGUACACCAACUGGUACCUGGAGACGUUGCUCCGCCAGGUCAGCAACGGACACAUCGCCUACUUCCCCGCCAUGAAGGCCUUCGUCAACCUGCCAACGGAGAACGAGCUGACCUUCAACGCAGAGGAAUACUCCGACAUCUCCGAGAUGCGCUCGCUGUCUGAGCUCUUGGGGCCGUACGGGAUGAAGUUCCUCAGCGAGAGUCUGAUGUGGCACAUCUCAUCCCAGGUGGCUGAGCUAAAGAAACUGGUGGUAGAAAACAUGGAGGUGUUGACCCAGAUGAGGACGAGCUUUGACAAACCAGAACACAUGGCCGCCCUCUUCAAGAAACUCACCUCUGUGGACAGUGUGUUAAAGAGAAUGACCAUCAUUGGAGUCAUCUUGUCCUUCCGCUCCUUGGCUCAGGAGGCCCUCAGAGAUGUGUUGUCCUGUCACAUUCCCUUCCUGGUCAGUUCGGUGGAGGAUUUCAAGGACCACAUUCCCCGAGAGACUGACAUGAAGGUGGCCAUGAAUGUCUACGAGCUGUCAUCGGCGGCGGGUUUACCGUGUGAGAUCGACCCGGCGCUGGUGGUGGCCCUGUCCUCGCAGAAGAGCGAGAACAUCAGCCCGGAGGAGGAGUACAAGAUCGCCUGUCUGCUGAUGGUGUUUGUGGCCGUUUCUUUGCCAACGCUGGCCAGCAACGUGAUGUCACAGUACAGCCCCGCCAUCGAAGGCCACUGUAACAACAUCCACUGCCUGGCCAAAGCCAUCAACCAGAUCGCUGCCGCUCUCUUCACCAUCCACAAGGGCAGCAUAGAGGACCGCCUCAAGGAGUUCUUGGCUCUGGCUUCCUCCAGCCUGCUGAAGAUCGGCCAGGAGACGGACAAGAUGACGACGCGGAACAGAGAGUCUGUCUACCUGCUGCUGGACAUGAUCGUGCAGGAGUCUCCCUUCCUCACCAUGGACCUGCUGGAGUCCUGCUUCCCCUACGUGCUGCUGCGAAACGCCUACCACGCCGUCUACAAGCAGAGCAUCAGCGCCAACGCAUAGACGCACACGCCGCACACAGCCGAGGCCUGUCGGUUCUCCCGUAUGGACGCACACACAGCGACAAAUACACGCUAACGGCAUACACUACGUACAAACUAAAUACACUAAUCUAUGCCUACAAUGCCUCGAUGAUGAUGUUCAGAUGCCGUGUCUCUCCUACACUAAAACGGUGACACGCGUAACAUGAAGACAGGUUCACUCUAAAUACAACACCGACACAAUGAACCCCAAAACGAGAUAGAAAAACUCCCAAAAUUCAGUGCAGAAAGAUGACAAAAUGACACCGAAAUUCAAAAUGAACAAAAUAAAACACACACACAAACACUAGCUGGAUGAAGUCGGGGGGAUCAGUGUCUUUACUUUAAUCAUUGUACUUUUUUAUUGACGUUGCCAGGGACCAUAACCAUAGCAACACGUAAUAUAUACCAUAUGGUUGGUUGGUAUAAAAGAACAAAAAUAUAAAUAUAUAGUAUAUAUAUAGUUGACACUAAAAUAUUUUUUCUUUUUCUUUUUCAAUGAAUGAUUUAAGGGAUUUUUUUUAGUGGCCAGCUGACAAACUUCUAUAUGGUGAUGGAUUUGGAUGCUUACUUUGGGAAUGCAAAUGAUGUGAUGUGGAUUCUUUUUUUUUAUUUUUUAUUUCAUGGAGGAAGAUUCCUGUGUUGUUAAUGAAAGACACGUUGCUUGUUAAUGUAAGUUUACAUACUUCUCUCCACACACUAAACAGAUCAACUAUGUACAAACUAACCUUUCAACAUAGUGAACACACACACACACACAGUUGUAUAACAUGGUGAUGUUUUCUUUUCUUUCUUUUUUCAAGCUUGUCGUAACUUGAACUUUUUGUGGGUAAAGAUAUAAUAUCCGUAAUUCUACUUUGAUGUGAGCUGAACUCGUCUGUUUAUGUUUCGUUAUUUUUACGAUGACAACUAUUUGCCAAAUGUGUUGACACUAAAAGUCGUGUAUCAGGGCUUGGAAGUGGUGGAGUGUUUGGGUGUUAUUGGGUGAAAUGCCAUUUUUAAGUGUUGGGGACGGUGUGGAAUCAACCCGCCGGACGGCUGCAGCUGGGUUAACAGAGACGCGUCACACAACUAAAAAAGAAAAAAAAGUCAAAUAUUCCUCACAGCUGUUAGUCAACUCGGAUCAAGUAAAGGGCCAGUAGGUGCUACUCUUUUCUUUUUCUUCUCAACGAUGUAAAGUAGAAACAAACCGUAACAAUAAUUUAUACAAUCUGUAACUGCAACUUUCUCUGUUCUGAAAACAGGAACAAAUCUUGUUCUUUAUUAAGGUGUUUUUUAAUUUUUACAGUUGCAGUCUUGUGGUGUUGGCCGUUAGCCGGCCAUGCGCAAACAGCCGGAGGGGGUAGUGCCUUGCUCAAAGGCGCCUUAACAACAGCUGAUGGUCCACUAACGACAUAAAUGUCUUAGUAUUCAACUCUAACAGGAGUAAUUAAAGAAAACCAAUUCUACUACAGCGAAAACAAGUAAAACCUAACUGAUGUCAGACCUGGGAAAGUCUGCUAAAACCUGGCGUACACACACACACACACACACACACUCUUGGUUCUUCACUGGAUUUGUUAACCUUGGUCGAAGGUCAUCCUUCAAUCAAAUUUCCGUAUCGUUACGUUUUCACGAUGGUUGUAUGGGACCUUUUUUUUCUUUUUUUUAUAGGGCGGGCCGAAGACUUUUACAAAGUGCAGGCUGCUUCAUGUACAUUUCUUUUAUCAAUCCAGUCAUUGCUAGGGCUCCAUUAGGAGACGAGAAGCCAGCCCAGGGCUAAAGUAUGACAAACACCAGGGCUUUAGUCUGAAAAACUCUUCCUGCAUACGAUACCCUCUCCUUGCUUACAGUAUGUGGCAGGAACACAAUAAAAACGACGAAUCUGCACUUUACAGAUCCCACGUCUUCUUUCUGCUGUGUAUUGUAGUGUGAGGACAGAUCCAUGGAAACAUUCUGCCAUUUGAUGUGGAAUGAUUGCUGUUUUUAUUUCUAACCUCUAUUUUUGUGUGUGUCCCUGAUUUCCCUCCCUGUAACUUAAAUUAAUGAAUAAAAGAAACUUUAGGGCUGUGUCAGACCUGA
Molecule: messenger RNA, 5696 nt
Organism: Pungitius pungitius (ninespine stickleback)
Lineage: Eukaryota; Metazoa; Chordata; Actinopteri; Perciformes; Gasterosteidae
Gene: nckap1
Product: NCK-associated protein 1
Exons: 32
Coding region: 214-3618 (1134 amino acids)
Biological process (GO): cell migration; cell morphogenesis; cell projection assembly
Cellular component (GO): SCAR complex
Source: RefSeq, a predicted model, not a curated record